ACCACGUAUUGAAACAAAAUGUGACAUACAACCCUAGCCAUGCUGAUAUACAGCCCUUUAUCUAGAUUUUAUACACAUUACAAUAUUAUUCAGACUAUAAUACAGACAAUGCACAACCGUACGGGUGUCAACUUUUAAUUUAAUCAUUUAAACUGUUAUUACUAUAAAUUAACUGAUAUUAGCAAAACAUGUGCCAUUUAGUUGUACAAGUAAAAGAGAGGUUGUGAAAGAUGUCCACUGUCCUCUACUGAAUCACACUGGUUCCAUGCCUAUACGCCCUUUAACGAAACAUAAAAGCUAUUACCAAAACACCACCCACGAAUUACAGCAAAAACGAAGAAACCUUGCACUUUCCCCACGGUCCCUUACUUUCGGCUCCGCCUUCCCGGUGUAACUCACAGUGCGAUGGCUUUUGCGGACCAGUGCUCAUUAUAUCUAGCGAAAAUAAUGGAAAGGAAGCUUGUGAAACAUUAUUAGCUUUGUCCUUGUAGCGGUAAUAGUGUGUAGAAUUUUUGGGCAAGUCGUUUCGGAGUUAUUGCCAUUAAUCGCUGAAUAUGUGAGAAAUAUGGAAAACAGUCGGUCGGUACACGUGUAAUGACAGUUAUACAUGGUUUACUUUCCAUCUGCCUGCUAAAGUCUUAUUUUUGAGCACAUUUGGGUUGUAGGAUGUUUACGGAGAACCAAAAACACUGGAAUAUGAACACAGAGGAUCUGUCUGGUCACCUAAGUGAAUUUAUAUCCUGCAAAAAAUAUUAGCGAUAUCAGAAUGAUUGCAGGAAAGAGAUCAGACUCACCAGAACCCAGCUGUGUGUCCAUGAAGAGCAACUGGUCAAUGGAAAAGCCAGUUGUCUUCAGAGACAGAGCCAAUUCUACUGAUGUGAGACCACAAAAGAAGAACUCAAACAUCAGCAGAAAUCAGUUGAAGUGCAUAUUCAAGGAGCUGGAACACAAAGUCAUCACUCUGAUAAAGAAUGAGCUGAAGAGGUUUAGGAAGCUCCUGAGUCCAGAUUACCCAGCAUGCACUGAGAGGGAGGUGGAGGAUGAGGCAGAUCUGCACAGUGUCAGAGAGGGAGUGCUGAAGAUCACACUGCACGUCCUGAAGAACAUGAACCACACAGAUCUCGCUAACACACUGCAGAACAAGUCUCUGAUGUCUGUGUACCAGCCAAAGCUGAAAUGCAACCUGAGAGAGAAGUUUAAAAGUAUUAAUGAAGGAAUCUCACAGCAUGGAAGCUCAGCAUUUCUGAAUGAGAUCUACACAGAGCUCUACAUCACAGAGGAUUGGAGUGGAGACGUCAAUAAUGAACAUGAGGUGAGACAGAUUGAGACAGCGUCCAGGAGACCAGCAACACAGGAGACACCCAUCAAAUGUAAUGACCUCUUCAAAGACAAGUCCAUCAGAAGUGUUCUGACUAAAGGAGUUGCUGGAAUUGGAAAAACAGUCUCUGUGCAGAAGUUUAUUCUGGACUGGGCUGAAGGAAAAGCAAAUCAGGACGUCACCUUCAUGUUUCCACUUCCCUUUCGAGAGCUGAAUCUGAUGAAGCAGACAAAUCUCAGUCUGAUGGAUCUUCUUCAUCACUUUUUCCCAGAAAUAAGAAAACUAGAAGUAAUAGACUGUGACUCCUACAAAGUGUUGUUGAUCUUUGAUGGUUUGGAUGAGUGUCGACUUCCUCUAAAUUUCCAGAAGAAUGAGAGACUGUGUGAUGUGACAGAGUCAGCCUCAGUGGAUGUGCUGCUGACAAACCUCAUCAAGGGGAAUCUGCUUCCCUCUGCUCUCCUCUGGAUAACCUCUCGACCAGGAGCAGCCAAUCAGAUCCCACCUGAGUGUGUAGACCUGGUAACAGAGGUACAAGGGUUCAGUGAUCCUCAGAAAGAGGAGUACUUCAGGAAGAGGAUCAGUGAUCAGAGCCUGGCCAAUAAAAUCAUCUCACACAUGAAGUCUUCAAGAAGUCUCUACAUCAUGUGCCACAUCCCAGUCUUCUGCUGGAUCUCAGCCACUGUUCUAGAGAGGAUGUUGGGUGAAGCAGAGUGUGGCGCGAUCCCCAAGACACUGACUCAAAUGUUCACACACUUCCUGAUCUUUCAGAUCAAACACAAGGACCAAAAGUACCAUCAGAAAUGUGACCCUGAUCCUCAGCAGACCAGAGAGAGUAUCCUGACACUGGGAAAACUGGCUUUCCAACAGCUGGAGAAAGGCAACCUGAUCUUCUAUGAGGGAGACCUGAGAGAGUGUGGCAUUGAUGUGCGAGAAGCGUCAGUGUACUCAGGAGUGUGUACCCAAAUCUUCAGAGAGGAGUUUGGGCUUCACCUGGGGAAGGUGUUCAGCUUUGUACAUCUGAGUGUUCAGGAGUUUCUGGCUGCUUUAUACACAUUUCUCUCCUUUAUUUUUAGAAAGACAAAUGUGUUAGUGGAACAAAGCACAGGACGUUUUAAUUUCUUCAGCAAGUCAGACAUGUCUGAUCUCCUCAGGAGUGCAGUGAACAAGGCCUUACAGUGUGAGAAUGGACACCUGGACCUGUUCCUCCGCUUCCUUCUGGGUCUCUCACUGGAGUCCAGUCAGACUCUCUUACGAGACUUAAUGCCACAGACAGGAAGGAGCUCUCACAGCAAACAGGAAACAGUCAAGUACAUCAAGGAGAAGAUCAGGGAGAAUCCAUCUCCAGAGAAAUCCAUCAAUCUUUUCCACUGUCUGAAUGAACUGAAUGAUCAUUCUCUAGUGCAGGAAGUACAAACUUACCUGAACAGAGGAGGUAACAAUCGUCUCAGUGGAAUCAGACUCUCUCCUGCUCAGUGGUCAGCUCUGGUGUUUGUGUUAUUGAACUCAGAUCAGGACCUGGAUGUGUUUGAUUUGAAUAAAUAUGACCCAUCAGAUGAAUGUCUUCUGAGGCUACUGCCAGUGGUCAAAGUCUCCAGGAAAGCUUUUAUGUGGGACUGUAAUCUGACAGAGGAAAGCUGUAGAGGUCUGUCCUCAGUUUUCAGCUCAAACUCCUCCAAUCUGAGAGAACUGAACCUGAGUGGAAAUAAACUGCAGGAUUCAGGAGUAAAGCUACUCUGUGAUGGACUGGAGAAUCCACACUGUACACUGGAGACACUGAGGCUGUGUAAGUGUAAUCUGACAGAGGAAAGCUGUAGAGUUCUGUCCUCAGUUCUCAGCUCAAACUCCUCCAAUCUGAGAGAACUGAUCCUGAGUGGCAAUAACCUGCAGGAUUCAGGAGUGAAGAUGCUCUCUGCUGGACUGGAGAAUCCACACUGUACACUGGAGAUACUGAGGCUAUAUGAGUGUAAUCUGACAGAGGAAAGCUGUCGAGUUCUGUCCUCGGUUCUCAGCUCAAACUCCUCCAGACUGAGAGAACUGAACCUGAGUAACAAUAAACUGCAAGAUUCAGGAAUGAAGCUGCUCUCUGCUGGACUGCAGAACCCACACUGUACAAUGGAGAUACUGAGGAUGUGUAACUGCAGUAUUAGAGAUGAAGGCUGUGCUGCUCUGGCUUCUGCUCUGAGGUCAAACUCCUCAUCACACCUGAGAGAACUGGAUCUGAACGGUAAUAAUCCAGGAGAAUCAGGAGUGAAGCUGCUCUCUGAUCUACUGAAGGAUCCACACUGUAAACUGGAGACACUACAAAUUAAGAAUUAUAAACUCACCAGGACUGGCGUAUGACAGGAGUCUCACCUCAAACCUAUUUUCCAGGAUAAAGCAGUUUUGGUGAAGUGUUAGAACCCGUCCCACAUUUCCAGCAGUUUGGGAGCUGAAUCAUUUAUAUUCAGAUGUAGAAGUUCCAUAACAAUAACCGUGACUGAUCACAUCCUUUAAUCCAGGGGUUCCCAAACUUUUCCAGGGCAAGGCCCCCCAAAUGGCAUUAACAUUUGACUGAGGCCCCCCUUUUGCAAGAUGUCUUUAAAACACAUUAAAAAUACAGACUUCUGAAUAUAUCCCCCUUUUUUUAAUUAAUGAUUACAUCUUACCUCUUUACAUUACAUUACAUUAGGAAUUGAUUGUGUGUGUGUGGUUGUCUGAGAGUGAGAAAGAGAAAACAUACUAGUGGGAGGGAUGGGCACACCAAAUUGUUGAGGCCCCCCGGGCGCCCCCUGGCCUCCACUUUGAAAACCACUGCUUUAAUCCUUUCAGCUACAAGUUAUUUCAGGCUUUAAUAACAUAUUUUACAAUCCAAAGUCAAAUCCUUCAGCGUCUACAAACAACACAGAGAUAUCAUCACAUCAUCACACUGAUUACACAAAUACACAUCCAUGUGUUGUAGCUGUUUAUAGCUUAUUUUUUAACUCCUUUUUUAAUCUAUUUAUUCAGUGUGUUUCUGGUCAACAUGGCUUCAUUCAGUUUUUUGUAACAUGACAGUGAAACAUUCAUUUCUACACAGAUGAUUGAUUCACAGUUGUAAUAUUGAUUUAAUCCUUUUUUAAAUAAAAAAAAAUGUUCCUUGUUUGUUAAU
Messenger RNA from Ictalurus furcatus (blue catfish), 4445 nucleotides. RefSeq names its product NACHT, LRR and PYD domains-containing protein 3-like. The transcript is spliced from 10 exons. The coding region runs from base 767 to 3658 and encodes 963 amino acids. The record is from RefSeq and is a predicted model, not a curated record. Gene Ontology annotation, molecular function: protein binding. Lineage: Eukaryota; Metazoa; Chordata; Actinopteri; Siluriformes; Ictaluridae.